ACAGUCCAGCAGAACAGAAGUAGCGUACUAGCAUGGCGCUCGGUGCAGUUGGAGUUCCGUUGUCUCGUCUGUGUCCUUUUCAUGUUUUUCAUGUAGCUUUUACUUAAGUAUCUGACAGAGGUAUGUUUACAGUGUACAUUGUAUGCGUGUAAAGAAAAACUGUAGUUGUUGGAUAGUCCAGAUAAGUGGCUGGUAGAUAUCAGGUAGCUUGCUAACUAGUGACGUUAGCAGGAGGCAAAAAUUGGGAGAUACGGGGCAACAAGAGGAGGAGUCCUGUUUUGGAAGAGCUGAUGCAGAUGCCAUGGCCACAGCCGAGGUAUGGGAGUGACGUGACAGCACUUGUCCUGCUUCCAAACAAAAACCUGAUCAGCAUCAUGUUUUUCUGCUGAAGUUGAGGCAGAACGCACAGAGAAUGGACGAGUCAGUAUUGUUGGAUUUGCUUGAGUGCCCUGUUUGUCUGGAGCGGUUGGAUGCUUCGGCAAAGGUUCUUCCAUGUCAGCACACCUUCUGCCGCCGGUGCCUCCAAGGCAUCCUAGGCUCACGUGGAGAGCUGCGCUGCCCAGAGUGCCGGACGUUGGUGGAGUGUGCCGUGGAUGAACUCCCCAGCAACAUCCUCCUUGUGCGCCUCUUGGAUGGCAUCAAGCAGAGGCCUCGAAGGGCUGGCCCUGGGGCUGGAGUCUGCACAAAUGGGACGUCUGGAGCCGUGGCCAGGGCACACAGCAGUGGAACCAGGGACCAGGUCACCCCAGGAGCACAACCCCAGCGAGCUCAGGCAAAGAGCACCCUUGUCCGGGGUGUACCCCAGCUUCCUUGUGCCAAGGCACUCUACAACUAUGAUGGCAAGGAACCAGGAGACCUCAAGUUCAGCAAGGGUGACAUUAUCAUCCUGCGCCGGCAAGUGGAUGAGAACUGGUACCACGGGGAGAUGGGUGGAGUCCAUGGCUUCUUCCCCACCAACUUUGUCCAGGUCAUCAAGCCGCUGCCACAGCCACCACCUCAGUGCAAAGCUCUCUAUGACUUUGAGCUCAAAGACAAGGAGGCGGACAAGGACUGUCUGCCCUUCUCCAAGGAUGAUAUCCUGACUGUGAUCCGCAGAGUGGAUGAAAAUUGGGCAGAGGGAAUGCUGGGAGAUAAAAUUGGAAUUUUCCCCAUCUCAUACGUUGAGUUCAACUCUGCAGCUCGUCAGCUUAUAGAGUUGGACAAGCCGUCAGACUCCAGUGGAGACUCCGGUGAGGGGGCCUCCUCAGGGCCCCAGAGCAACGGUGCCCAGCGGGCAGGGGAGAAGAAGAACAGCAAGAAGCGACAUUCCUUCACCUCUCUCACUAUGUCCCACAAACCAAUGCUAGCCCCUCCCCCUCAGCGCCACUCCAUGGAGAUUAGCGGGCCAGUCCUCAUCAGCUCCAGCAACCCCACAGCAGCUGCCCGUAUCGGAGAGAUCAGUGGGGGGCUUUCCUGCAGCGCACCUUCACAGGUACACAUUUGCACAACUGGACUAAUCGUGACCCCACCCCCUAGUAGUCCGGUUACUACAGCAACUGUCUUCACAUUUCCCUCAGAGACAAGCUACACAUCCAUCCCUGUGGAUGCUCUCCCACCACCCCCACCUCCUCCCCCGCAAUCCUCUGCCGGCGGAGCGGCAUAUUCAUUGGCUGCCGGACAGAGACCCUCCCCCAGCAUAAGUGACCAAAGUGGGAGACAAAGACCCACAGUCUAUGUGGCAAUGUUCCCCUAUACUCCUCGCAAGGAGGAUGAGCUGGAGCUGAGGAAGGGAGAGAUGUUCCUGGUGCUGGAACGCUGUCAGGAUGGCUGGUUCAAGGGCACGUCAAUGCACACUGGCAAAAUUGGAGUCUUCCCUGGCAACUACAUGAGUCCAGUCAGCAGGACAGCGUCAGGGAGCACUCAGCCUAAAGUGCCCAUGAGUCUGUGUACUCAGGCUGGCAGAGGAGUCACCAUCGUCAGCCCUUCUUCUGCGCCCCUCGGGGGCAUUGUUCCAGGGCCUGACUUCAACAAACCCCUCACCGUGUGCUCCAGCGCUGUAUCCGCCAGCUCUCAGCCUGCAGCUGUGGUAACAGCAGCUCAGACAGCCACAGGACAACAGCCAAAAGUCCCAUUGCACGUCAGCUCCCAAAUGACUGUGAAUCAGGCUCGCAACGCGGUCAGGACAGCUGCAUGUCACAGUCAGGACCGGCCCACAGCAGCAGUGACACCCAUCCAGUCUUCAACACCUGUAACCUAUCUUCCACACCUUGCAGUGUGCCCACAGCCCUCCUCUAGCACUGCCCAGGGUUGUACCCGGGUCGGGGUGGCAAUGGGCUGCGCUGCUGCCUCUCUGACCCCACCCAAUGUCAGUGCUGCAUCAUUGGAGGGUGAUGCUUUGAGACCUGUAUCUGUCCUCACUGUGCCUGUUGGCCCUGGGAACAGCUCUGCUCUUAAUCCAACAAACAACGCAGCCCUCGCCUGCAGACUGGACAAGGACGUCAAGAGAGAAAAGAAAAGUCUUCUGAAGCUGCUGUCCUCCAAUAAGAAGAAGUCUCGUCCUUCACCCCCCUCCUCUCCUACCCUUGAGGCGGAACAGACUGCAGCUGGAGAGGUGCUACAUGGCGCCGUGGGGCAUGACACCUCCCCUCCCUCCGGCUCUGUCAGCUGCCUCGAGCCUGAACCUGCUGCUGCUGCUGCCGCUGCUGCUGCCGUUGCUUCUGCCUCUUCAUCCUCCUCAGUCCCAGACUCCUCCCAUCGGAAGAGCAGUCCCCUUGAUGGAUGUGCUCCCAUCGCUCCUCCCCCUCGCCAGCCGUGCUCCUCUCUUUUAUCUCAACAGCAUGAUGCACGGCCCAUCAUAUGUGAGAGGUACCGGGUGGUGGUAUCAUAUCCUCCCCAGAGCGAGGCUGAGCUGGAACUUAAGGAGGGCGACAUUGUGUUUGUUCACAGGAAGAGGGAGGACGGCUGGUUCAAAGGCACACUGCAAAGGAACGGCAGGACUGGCCUGUUCCCUGGCAGCUUUGUAGACAGCAUCUAACGAACAUACUACAGUGAACCGCGGUCACCACCAUCACGACCUGGGUGACCGCUGCUUGCCUCGCUACAGUUUGUCACUGUUCAAACCAAACAACAGAACAGCGCUCAGAACGUGGCUGAGACGGGAUCAUCGGAUUGACACUUUAACUGCUUAGAGCCCACCAUGGCUCUGGCCACUGAAAAGAACACCAGUGGCACAUGAGAGAGCUACAGAGAAGAACAGGAUAGAAAAGCACAGUGGACAGAGUUAGGAGGAGAGCACACUACUCAUGAACUUUUCUUUUUUUUGUUGGUUAUUUAUAUCUUUGUUAACAAUUCAGCUGUUUAAUGUGUGCCUUGUACUGUUCCUCACUUUAUUGUACAUACGGACACAAAGAUGAUUAGUCCUAAAACAACCAAUAUGAACUGUUGAUAUAGAUAUGUUACACAUUUUAAGUUAUUUCAUAGAUUGGCCUUUUUGUAGUGCAACAUAUUAAGGGGUUAAGCUGGCACAUGCCUUAUGCCAUAUUUUACCACAUCAGUUACACUUUUCUCCAUUACACUGCCAGUAAACAUUUUACCAUUAUUUUAAACUAUCAGAUAGCAGAUAGGAGAGGGUGUAUCAGAUACAGAUGAGCAGAACAAAUGAGCAGUGUUAUCAUCGCUUGUGCUGCAUGGUAGGAAGAAGGAUACAUCCCCAGCUCAAAAGGCAUUACCUCAACCUGAGGAUCAUAAGAGAGAUCUGCCGGAUUGCACAUUCGAGUAAACAAGCUACAAUUCACAGCCAUGUGAACAUUGCACAUCAGAAAAUAUUUCUCUGGGCCAAUCACAGGCCUCCAGUUUUUUCUCCUGGUGUGGCUGAGGCUGAAGUGCUCUAAGGACCGUUACCUGCAGUGAUUAAAUAUUUGCAUGUGAUUAUCAAAGCCCUCUCUGGGCAGACAAAGUGAAGAUAGAUGUGUUGCCAGGACUGUUUGGUCAUGCCUUUUUAAUAUGCGAAAAACACACUCCAAAUAGACUGCAGUCAAAUAUUGCUUACUUUGUACCUUCUUUGUGUUUACUGACCAGAGUAGCUGCUCUCCUAACCCCCUCGGCAUUAGCCAAACCCAGACAUAGCUCUACAUCGCAAGAGCGACAUAACAUUUCAGUAACAGUGCACAACAGAUUCUUUUCAGUGUAUAUUUAUGUUUGUUACAAAUUCCACAGAGGCUGACACCUGCUGCUCUUAGAGAGUCUCUCCUAUUAACUAACCUGGACACGCAGUGAGGCACGCAGUCCCCCUUCAGCAGGCUCUCGGUUUUUGUACACUAUAACUCAUUCCUAAUGUGACUUGUGGCAAUAAAAACACAGCUAGCUAAAGCACAGAAUGUUUGCCUAAAGUAACAUAUCAUUGCAUCACUUUACAGGAAGAGGUGUGUAGUGUCAUCCUGUUGAAUCUCAAAAGGUACAGUUUUUACUGAAAUCAAUCGCUUUGACCCCCUUGAUUUUUUUAAAAAAAAUGUUGUGGUUGGGUUUUGUUGUACAUUUCGUCUAUACAAAGUCUUUAAUGUUAAAAGGUGUGUUGACUUGAAUUACUGUAAGAUUUCCUUUGUGAUUGGAGGGGAUUUGGUCGUAGUUUUGGUGCUUGUAAAAACAAAAGGAAUGGUCAGUUUCAGAAUGAAAAGUUUAUUCUGUCAAAGGACAUGUCACAACGUAAUUCCUCUUCUCUUUUUAUUCAGUAUCAUUAAUGGCUGACCUCUGACUGACCUGAAGUCCUGUGAGAUCUGAGAGGGUAUUUAAACACUUUAGAGUUGAGGCAAUCACUGAAUCGUGCCAAAUCUGGCCUUGAGAAUGAAUUUACUGACUGAAUUGGACCCAGAGUUUCAGUGUUUUGUUUUUUUGCUUUUUUGUCUUUUGUUGUUAAUUAAGGGGGACCACUGUGUAACUGACUGCUGGAAUAUGUUAUAGUUUGUUUGAAAUUGGGAGAGAGUUUGGAAAAGUUUGGAUGGUACAAAUCACUGGUAGGGCCUUUUUAUUUUGGUAUUUCUGAAUUGGUACUUGCGUAGAAUUAACCUGAUGUUGCAUUGUUGUCUUGGCAAUCACCACACCAACCUCAGGCUCUAUGCUAAAACUGCUCCUCUGAGUGUCUUUUCAUUUCACUGGUAAGCCUUUAAUAAUAUACCCAUCAGACUUACUCCAACAAACAUGCACACAUUUCUGCACAUUUCUGCGCUUAAUAUUUCUAAUCAUACUGACUCUUGUUCAUGUUUUUCAUGCAUAGGCUGCACAGUUUAAAACCAUGAAGCAUUUCUUAUAACAGUUACUAUACUAUAUUUUCAUUUAUUGGAACAGAGGGCAACUUAAGUUUGCUUGAUUCAACUUAACAGAUUUUCCUCAUGCCAAGGUGACUUACUUGAUUUUUUUUUUUUUUUGUCUGUAGUUAGUCUGUUGUAUGUCUGAAAAUGGUGAAACUGAAAUCAACCUAUUUGGCACAAGUCUAUUAUGUGAAAAACAUUCUGAAGUAUUUGAGGGAAUAGCACAUUUUGUAAAAAUCUCUAUAACAAUAAAAGCUAAUGGUUUCCAUAA
Messenger RNA from Lates calcarifer (barramundi perch), 5553 nucleotides. It is a transcript of the gene sh3rf1, whose product is annotated as SH3 domain containing ring finger 1. NCBI's taxonomy places the organism in Eukaryota, Metazoa, Chordata, Actinopteri, Centropomidae. The record is from RefSeq and is a predicted model, not a curated record. Gene Ontology annotation, molecular function: protein binding. The coding region runs from base 413 to 3013 and encodes 866 amino acids. The transcript is spliced from 12 exons.